Molecule: messenger RNA, 2975 nt
Organism: Arabidopsis arenosa
Lineage: Eukaryota; Viridiplantae; Streptophyta; Magnoliopsida; Brassicales; Brassicaceae
Source: the annotation of a GenBank genome assembly
GAAAAAUGCAGUCGUUAACAAAACUUUUAACAUGCUGUUUAAACAGGAGAAAUAUGUCGCUGAUCGUCCGGCUUGUGCGAGGAGAGUGGAAAAGGGACGAAACCGGGUGUUAUGAACAUGUAUCCGAGAUAGAAGGUUUCUGUCUAGCCGUUCGUUUGCGAGAAAAAGACAGUUACGCGAGAGUAGUCGAAGUAGUGAAAGACAAACUUAAGCUCCGACCGGAGGAUGAUAUCGAGCUGUCUUACCAAUGGCCGCAAUGGAUGAUGGGACCAGAUUGGCAACGAGCUAACCCCAUACACAUUCACGACGACGAAGAUAUGUCGUUGUUUAUGGCCAUCCGAGCAGAUCUUGAGGAGAUGCAUCUCAAAGUUAAAAUCGUGAGAGGGACGAUGACAGAGCGUACGGUGAACUCAUACAGAAGCCACAUCGACAUCGGAAGCAUGAGCGCAGAGGCGAUAUCAGACAGAUAUUGGAACAGUGCGGAGACAAGGGCUGUCUGGAACACUGCGGUAACGAGGAUGUUGCUCCGUAAUCUAUCAGAUAACGCAGCCGGCAGCAGUAGCCCACAUGUUACCCAACCAGAAGGUAUGGCUGGCGCGAUGGGAAGAAAACAGGCCGGAGGGAUAGUAAUCAAUGACAACCAGGGCAUAACAGGGGUAGGAAGCGUUGAUCCAAUAAACAUGACACAGCCAGAAAACGGAGUAAGCGCCAAAGGCAAGGAGCCAGCCAUUGACGAGGAAACGAGGAGAGAUUUGGAGUUUGAGAUGUGGAGAAGAAAUAAACAAGCUGAGAUGUUGAAAGAAAUUUAUGCAACAGAGAUGACACUGGGGGUUCCAGAAAGAACAGAGGAGGAAAAAACGCCGGAGAAGAGAACAGCAAGAGCACUUGAUUUCGGAGAUCAAAAUAAAGAUGGUACAAAUCCAAACAUCGAAGUCCAACUAACACUUGCAAGUGCCGAACCAAAUACGGAUGGGCCAAUGAUAGUAUCUGUAUCAUCAACGGACUCAACAUAUGGAACACCAACAGAGCUAUCUGCAAGCUUGAGCUUCGACAGUGACGAGCUGAUGGAUGACACAGAUAUAUCGAGCAACAACUGCCUCUCGCAGAUAGGGGAAGACAUGCUAGCUCAUUAUUACUCAGACCCAGAUGGGCCGCUAUGUAUGGGACCGACUGAUACAACAAACAUGAAUAAGAGAAAGGCAGUAUCAGCCCCCGGCGCCAAAACAUUUCAAGAUUUGGGAGAGGCAUCAACGGCAAGGGUAGGAGCAAAAAUGGGGGAGAUGGUUUUGAAGGAAAUUCCGGUUCCAACAGUCCUGUAUGAUAGAGACGCACCACCGUACUUCGACGACCCGGGAGAAGAAGAUUAUUUGCAUCGGGCCCUGAUGGAUGCCGACUACGAAGGGGACGACAUAUUCAUUGGCAGGUUGUUCAAAAGUAAGGAAGACUGCGCAACAAAGCUUGCUAUUCAUGCAAUAAGGCGAAAAUUUCAUUUCAUUUACGCCAAAUCAUGCCCCAACAUACUGUUAGCGGUAUGCGUCAGCCAUACGUGCCAGUGGCGGGUUUACGCAACAAAGCUAGAGGAUAGCGAGCGAUUCGAAGUUAAAAGCGCGACUCUCCAUCAUACUUGCAGUGUUGACGCGCGAGGAGACUUCCAUAAACAAGCAUCAACUGCGGUUAUCGGGAAAUUGAUGCGGACCAAGUAUCUUGGAGUUGGGGGAGGACCACGACCUAACGAGUUGAGGAAAAUGCUACGACAAGAAUUUAGCCUUAAUGUGUCUUACUGGAAAGCAUGGAGGGCCAGAGAAAUAGCAAUGGACAAUGCGAUGGGUUCAGCAAUGGGGAGUUAUGCUUUAAUUCAACCUUACUUCAAACUUCUGUUGGAGACAAACCCUAAUUCAUUGGUGGCGUUGGAGACAGAGAAAGAUAGCUCCGGUGGUGUUUACCCUAUGGCUUCACAUGCAGCUUGCGUGGUACAUCUGAAAAGGAACAUUGUAGCAAUGUUCAAAUCUGAGGCGUUAAGUGUUCUAGUAGCAAGAGCAGCAAGGGCUUACCGGCUAAGUGAUUUCAACGGAAUAUUUGCUGAGAUAAGAGCAAUGCACCCACCAUGCGCAGAUUACCUAACAGGGAUCGGGUUUGAGCAUUGGACUAGGUCGCAUUUCGUUGGAGAUAGGUUUAACUUCAUGACGAGCAACAUAGCGGAAUCGCUAAAUAAUGUGUUAACAAUGGCUCGGGAUUAUCCGGUAAUUUCUAUUCUAGAAUCACUGCGAACCACGCUGGUUACAUGGUUUGCCCUCAGGCGAGAAGCUGCUCAGCAGGAGGGGAACAUUUUACCACCCAAGGUGAAUGAAAUGGUGAUUGAGAAUUUUGAGAAAGGAGCUGGAUAUGUGGUGCUUAAGAUCGGGGAGGCCAAUUAUGAAGUGAGAGAUAGAAAUGACUCCGGAUUUGCUGUAAACUUGUGGGAGAGAACUUGCACAUGUAGAGAGUUCCAGCUAUUAACAAUUCCUUGUUCCCACGCAAUAGCAGCAGCUAUAAAAGAGGGGAUUCGGGUAGACACAAUGGUAGGCAUACAUCACACAGUGCCUCAUCUAAGGUUGGCCUACCAAGGCAUAAUAAUGCCAGUCCCCGAUAUGGAUACACUAACUCCGUCCCCAGAUGAUAUCGGAGGGGGGAAACUGGCCCCACCUUAUGUCCGCAGGCCACCAGGUCGCCCAAGAAAGAGAAGGAUGCUGUCAAGGGGGGAGUUUAAGAACUUCGGCGAAAAGGUGUUCACGCUGCAGGGGAAUUGGCCACAACAGGGCAACAUGCCGUGGGCCGAUAGCGGGACGAUCCCAACAAACCUUCCUUAUGAAUGUUAAAUAUAUGUUUAUGUUGAAUGAUAUGCUGUAACAAAAUAUGUACCACGAUAUAUACCCUCUACUUAAAAUUAACAAACUUGAAAGGUAACUAGCGUCCUGAAAUAAAAAGAUAAGACAACA